UGCAGAUAAACAAUAAAAGAAAGAAAUUGGCCCUUUUGUCUGGUCAAAAGAGAAUUGAAGAAUGCAAGAAACUUCCAUGAUGUUUCUCACCCUUGCUAUCCAGCUGUAGAUAUAUGGGCUCUGUAUAAAUAUGUUAAUUCUGGAUAUUGAAUACCAUCUUAACUAUAUUUUCUCGCACUUGUUCCAAGAAAGUUGUCUGCAGAGAAGAGUACUAUAUUGGAUUUCUUUGUCUUAAAAAUUGGAUUCUUAGCUUGGGAUUCUGUUAAAAAGUUGGAUUUUGAGUCAUGGAGCGUGAAUCUCAAAACAGCUCAACGACGCCCAUGUACAGAGGCGUGAGGCGCAGGACUUGGGGGAAAUGGGUGUCUGAGAUAAGAGAGCCUGGGAAGAAGACCCGAAUUUGGCUUGGCUCGUUUGAUACGCCAGAAAUGGCGGCUAGGGCUUAUGACGUGGCGGCUGUGAGUCUCAAGGGGAAGUGCGCCCUGCCUAAUUUUCCAAACUUAGUGCACACUCUUCCUCGCCCUGCUUCAAACUCUGCAAGAGAUAUUCAGUAUGCUGCUGCACAAGCCGCCAUGUCAUUCAACCCUGAAGAAAACAUGGAGGCCACUUCAUCUAGUGUUGUUCCAGAGGGGCAGAAUGAGCAGACCCAAAAGUUGUCUGGUAACCAAGAGGAGUUUUUGGGCAUUUCUGAAGAAUUUAAUUCAGGAUGGAAUAUGGAUGAUGCCCACCAAGAAGCAAUCAUGGAGGAAUUCUAUUCUCCUGAGGAUUUGAUGAUCAAUAUGGCAGAAGCUCCCCUUCACACACCCCCUCAUUCAUAUGAGCACUAUAUGAAUUGUGAUGGUACUACUUACAGUUUUGAACCCUGCAUUGAAGAAAAGGACCAUCAAGAACUUCUUUGGGGCGAUUAUUGAAGCCUCCAUCAAUUCUUUUUCCUUUGAAGUAGAAAUUUAGAGUGUUUUGAUUAGAUUAGUACGGGGAAGGGCCCGGAAAGUCAUAGUAUUUAUAAUAUGCAUCUGUCUGGUAUUAUUUUUCAUUCAUGCAGAUGCUCUUACUGAUUGGUAUUGUAUUGUUAUAUAUGGAGUAGUGCUAAUUUGGGUGACUAUGGUACAGUUAUGGUGGAGAAAUUGAUUUGUCAUAUAGGUAUAUAUAGGUAUAGACUCUUCUAAUAUGACUCAUUAGUAUUAUUAUGGAGUAGUAGAUUAUUAUGUAUAGUCAGUCCAUUGGAGGCUGUGCACAGAUUGUAAUACAGUUGACAUUGUAACUCUGAGGGAAACUCAUAUUUUGGAUCAAGCUUCCUUCCUCCAUUGAUGUAAUGUAAAUAUUUAUACAUUUAACUAUUGGCCAUUGUUUC
Molecule: messenger RNA, 1348 nt
Organism: Cryptomeria japonica (Japanese cedar)
Lineage: Eukaryota; Viridiplantae; Streptophyta; Pinopsida; Cupressales; Cupressaceae
Product: ethylene-responsive transcription factor ERF022
Exons: 1
Coding region: 285-908 (207 amino acids)
Biological process (GO): regulation of DNA-templated transcription
Molecular function (GO): DNA binding; DNA-binding transcription factor activity
Source: RefSeq, a predicted model, not a curated record